UGUGCGCCGCAAGCGUGUCGGAAGAAGAUGGGAAACAUUACUCCUUGGGGUUGUUUCCCUACACGCACUUUACCUCUCCCAUCAGGAGGUACAAUGAUCUCGUCAUUCACAGAUUGUUACGGGCUUAUAUACGGCGUCAGCAAGCUCCGUACAGCAGGGAAGAAAUAGAAAAUAUCUGUGUGAAAGUGAAUGCAAUGUCAAGGAGGUCUAAGCAGUACCAACGAGAUUGUAAAGCGCUUCAGGAAGCUGUCGAUUUGCACAACAACCCACAGAUGAUAGGAUGUUUCGUUGAUGAUGUCUCAGACCGCGGAUUGUCGUUAUGUUCUCCCUCACUAAAACACGCAAAGAAAACGAAUCGAGAGUUGAGUUUUAAUCUUCUCGACAUGGGUUUUAAACCAGAGGUGUUGACGGACCCAAUCACAAACUGGAACAGUGUUAAAGCGACUUGGAGAAAACGUCUCUAUGAUGUCAAAGGUGAGGCCCCUAUGUACCCGCCAGAUCGCGGCAACGUCCUUCCGUUAAAUCAUCUGAGACAUGUAACGUUCAUUCAAUUGCCCAUCUGGGCAAAAAUGGUGCAAGCGGCAGCUAAUGGUCGACUUGAUGACCUUUCGAGACACAUGAAGAUCGCUGCCUCAAAGGAAAAGAUCAACGACAAAGGUUAUGACGAUGUCAGCACUGAAUGUCGCGAUAUCGCACUCCUGCAACCGAGCACGAAAUUCUCCUUGAAAUUCUUGAGAGGACAGACGUUGAACGUUCAGAUGACAGCAGGGCCACAGAGGGGCUUGUUAGCUGUAAAACCAAUGCUGUUUCACAUGACACACAGUGUCAAUCUCUGCCUGUUGCACACGGAUGACCCUGUUUUGCAUCUCUACCAGUAUGUAACGAAUUCAACAUGCGAUCAAUACCGGAACGUAAAACAAUACUUGCAACGCUGGUUACCGUUGAUUUUGAUGGAGGCGGCCACUGGCAUAGUUCAGAACGAAGAAUCAUGCUGCAUCAAAAAUAUUCCUAUCAAAUUUACAUCAGAGCGACAAGGAAAAUUUUCCUUGUGUCUUGCUCAUUGCGAGACCAGAAAUAUAGAAUUGUCGGGCACAGAAACCGACGACGAAGAAGAUGGUGAAACCGACCGCGACUCUUGUUCGUAUGACUGGCUCUGCUUGAAGGCAGCUAUUCCAAAUGCCAAGCAUGAAGCCAAUGAUUGCCAAUCCGUAUUCGGAAACCUGCAGAACUUUUGGGUAGGACAUGCGCAGGUGACCGGUGUCAAGAAGCUGAAAGAUGCAAACCAGACAGGCAAAUUAAAGGUUUCAUUUGAACUUCAUGACAAAACCCGAACAGUUCCCCUUGAACUGACACAAGAUGCGAAAAACGCGAAAUAUCAGGUUGAGAUAUUGCGAAAGUCGGAAGUCGAUAGGAGAACGGAAAGUUUUAUUAAGCAGCUAGCUGCGUGUGGCAAUAUUUUGGCGGUAAAUAUUGCCCUCAACACCAAAAUACCAGAUCUUGACCGAGAUCAUAUGCACAUUGUGAGCACGUUGUCAAAGCGUGACUUGUCGUUCGAAGGAAUGGAGGGAAGUGAUGAAAGGCCGCUUCCGCCAAACAAUAAAAUGCAACAGGAAGCCAUUGACAAAGCACUUAAAUCAAGAUUCACUCUUAUUCAGGGCCCACCUGGAACUGGAAAAACGUACACGGGGAUCAAACUAAUGUACCUGUUUGACAAGAUAAACCGUAUUCUACACAGAGAAGGAAAGCCCAGCAAACAGGUGCUUUUCUGUGGACCGUCAAACAAGUCGGUUGAUCUUGUUGCCAGAUGGAUGUUGAAUCGAAUGGGCAAUUACAAACCAAACUUUAUAAGAGUCUACGGUCGAUCCAUUGAAGCGAUGGACUUUCCCAUUCCCGGUCGCACAUUCGUAUCAAAAAAGAGUACGCGGACUUUGAAGCCAGAUGCGAUUCUUAAAUCCGUGACAUUACAUCACUUGAUUCGUGAAAAGGGUAAGAAAUACGCCGAGGAAAUCAAAGCGAUGGACCAAUUCUUCAAGAAAAACAACUAUGCCCCAAUGCCCAAAGAGGUUAGCAGAUACGUGCAUCUUAUCCGUGAGGCAUCCAUAGACGAGAUACGUAAGCACGAUGUUAUUCUGUGCACCACUGCAGUAGGCUCAAACCCCAAGGUGUUGGAGGCAACGUCCGUUCACCAGGUGAUUGUCGAUGAAGCUGGAAUGUGUCCUGAGCCACAAUGUUUGGUUCCGAUUAUUGCUACAAAAGCUGAACAGGUCGUUUUAAUUGGGGACCACAAACAGCUGCGCCCAAUCAUCAUGUGUAGAGAGGCAGGACAGCUGGGCAUGGAGACGUCGCUGUUUGAGAGAUACGCAAAUUCAAGCAGUGCAUGCAAUGUUCAGUUUGUUAUGCUAAACGAACAGUACCGCAUGCAUCCAGCUAUCUGCGAAUUUCCGUCUCGCCAGUUUUAUGACAAGAAAUUAAUUACUCGUUAUGGCGCCUGGUUAUCAAGACCUCAGGAAAGGCCUCUUCAGAUUUGGCCACGAAAUCCAAACGGUGUGUGUCCGCACGCUAGAUUAUCCCGAAUGCCAUGUCCGCGUGGCGAUUGCCCCGAACGUAUUUACCCACACGUCCUUUUGCACGUUGAGGGAGAGGAGAAAGUGCUUACAGUGUCCACGGAAGACGGCAAUGAACAGUCGAAGAGUAACGAAGCGGAAAUCAAUGAAGUGAUAAGAAUCUUCCGGUAUCUUGGUGAUCAAACCGACUACGCGCAGGUGUGCAUCCUUUCUCAAUAUAACGCACAGUGUGCCGAGAUCAGACGCAGACUGAAGGACGAACGACUGGUAGACACAAAUGUCAGCACUGUUGUUUCGAGUCAAGGUGGCGAGUGGGAUUAUGUGAUCUUCAGCACUGUGCGAUCCUUACCCGAGUACAAAAUAGAAAAUAACCCGACCUUGGGCUGGUGCAAGCACAAUCUAGGCUUCAUCACAGACCGUAACCAGGUCAACGUUGCUAUAACAAGAGCUCGGAAAGGCUUGGUCAUUAUUGGCAAUAGGAAUCUCCUGCAAUGUGACCCUGUCUGGCGCAAAAUGAUUGAAUAUUACGACGACGGAGGAUGCGUUAUGCCAGCUCAUCAGUUUCCUCAACAGGGAGUUGAAAAGUCUAGACAGGAACUUCUGAAAGAACGCAGGGCUCUCAAUAGGCACAGAUAUGGCGACACGUUUGAAUCGGGCGUGGGAAAAACGACAUUUUGGGAAGGUUCUUUUGACGUGCCUGAUGAUGACGACAACGAUGACGAUUUCACUGGAGGCACACCGACUGGAAACGCAUGGCAGGAUCAUGUGUCGUUCGGUCCAAGGGCUGGUUCCGCUAGAGUGCGCUUAAACCAGAAAGAGGCUCGGUCAACACAGGUGAGACGAGGUGGCAACCGUACUCAGAGGAAAUAAUAAUGGCCGAAAAAGCUGAUCAUUGGGCACGAAGGCAUGCGAUUAUCACGGUGAAUAUUAUAGUUUACUUCCAGAACUGGAAAAUUCAUUAUAAAUAAAUGUUAACCUGUUUUAUCUUUUCUCUUUGUUGAUGUUGUAAUGAGAAAUUAUUUGUAACCACGCAUCAUAUUCCAAAUAAGGUGCUAUUUGUCGUGAAUAUGCUCAGUUGUAAACUAUCUUUUUUCGUGUAUAGAUCAUAGUAGUGAGUUGGUUAUCUUUUACUUGGUUUACUUGUCAAAUAUAGUACUUCAUUUAAUGCUGAAAUUUAAAAUUCCGUUUGUAAAUUAUGAUUUGCUUCCCGACAAAGUCAUAUUGAAUUUAUAACUGCUAUUAUAUUGUAUACAUGUAUUGUGUAAGGUUUGGCAGAAUUAUGUGCAUUUGUCUUUUUUUUCUUCAUAGAAUGUAUAGUCUAUCAGUUGUGUUUGUUUUAUCCCACUUUAUGUACUAGGUAAAUCUCUAUAAUAUUUUCCCAGAGUAAUUGUCUCAAUAUGUAUAUGAUUGUUCAGACGGGUUUUUGAAUGCGACCAAUUUUGGCUAAGUAAAGGCCGUUUGUCUUUGUGUCCACUGUAGAAUAUAUACUUGAUGUGUCUGUGUCUAAGUCUGAACAUCUAUUGAGGAGGUAACAGUGUCUGUAACACAUUCAGAGUUUUUGAUUAUGAUUAACAUUCGUCAUUUUAUUUUUCAACAAUUAUAUAUAUUGAUUUUGUUUUAGAGUCAAUUAAGUUUUUCCCUAUGCUUUGAUGUAAAGCAUUUGAGCACCGUGUAUUCACAUGAUCAGAGAAUUAACAAUGUUUAUCUUAUCAUGGCAUAGUGUUUUGUUUCAAUAGUUCUAUAUUUUACAGAUCCGUGUAUCUUGUGUACAAAGUAUAUUUAAUUGUUUCCAAUAUUAUAAUGUUAUGCCCGGUCAUUGCCAAUCUGAAAUCAAUCAUGCUUACUAAAACAUAUAUGUAAUAGAUCAUACGUUGACGUCUUGUGUUGUUUUUUCGUACUCUGUAAUCAAGGAUUGCUUGUGUUGUUUGUUUUUUUUUUACUUUGUUUUCAACUGUAUUUCUAAUUUAUCCAUGACAUAUACUGUAUACAGUUACAUUUUUCUGUUUUUAUUUUGCGUAACAAUUUAGUUUUUCAUUUUGAUGCCGGUGUUAAUUUUGUAUCAUUGAUUCCGUUGUUCAGUUUGUUAUUCCUGACUGGUAUUUUGUAUCAUUCGCCACGACGAAAAUGUGGUGAAACUUGUGUUAAAACGGUUUCAUUUUUGGUUCACAAAUGCUUGUUUAACAUGUGCGUUAAAUUUAACGUAUGCAUUAGUUUAAAAUCCUUGAAUGGCAGUUAUUAUCGCCAUGGCUUUACAUUUUCCAUGUCAGUUUUAGAUUGUUGAUCUAUAUGUAUGUUUUACAUCGUAUAGUGCAAGAGUGGGAGUUUCGUAAUGUUUUCGAAGUGUCUUUGCCAGUUAAAAAUCAAUGCGCCUAUUUUUGUUCAUAGUAAAUCAAUGAGUUAUUAAGACUUGUUUUAAGCUGACCAACUAUCCGUUCAAUACAUGUUAAGAAUAAUUACAUGUAACUUUGUGACGAGAAAAUCGUGUAGAUAUUUACAUUUUUUAGUUAAUAUAAUUGCAAAUACUACCUGUGCCAUAUUUUUUAGAAAUGCGCUUUGUUUGUCUUUCGAUUUAUUAGUUCACAAGAGGUGUUUGUUUUUUCAUUAUCCGUUUCAUAACAACUUAUGCUAAGGCUUAAAUUAUACAAAAUCAAGCAUCGCCGUUGUGUUAAAUGAUUCAUACGUAUAUUGUAUGUUAUUGUGUAGAUAAAAUUAAAGAUUUUGAAAAGUGAUCUACUAAUUAUACAAAGAUUUAUUUUUUCUACAUAUUACAUAAAAGUGUUUUAUUAAUAUAAGUUAUGAAGUGCAUUUUUUCAGUAUUGUUUUACCAUUAUGGGAUUAGAACAAAGACCUGUGGUUUGGAGUCAUUUAAUAGCACGAGAGUUUUCGUUCCAUUUCUUUUCAUGUCUUUCAAUCUUUGUGAUACUUUUUUUAUACUUUUUUCCUCCACUUAUUUUCAUUUUUUGUUUUUUGUUGGUUUUAGAUCUUUUGUAUUCAAGCUAGUUGUGCUUUUCGAAUGAUUUUAUGUAAUAAAAUCACUAAAUUA
This is a messenger RNA of Dreissena polymorpha, 5607 nucleotides long. Its product is annotated as helicase with zinc finger domain 2-like. Lineage: Eukaryota; Metazoa; Mollusca; Bivalvia; Myida; Dreissenidae. The coding region runs from base 195 to 3434 and encodes 1079 amino acids. The transcript is spliced from 10 exons. Gene Ontology annotation, molecular function: 5'-3' DNA helicase activity. The record is from RefSeq and is a predicted model, not a curated record.